GCCAACUUUGUUUUGGGUCCGUAACCCUUUCCCACAACAACUUUGUCUUCUACGUCGAAGUCUUCGUCAGUCUUUACUUCCGCAGUGCCCCGUGGACAGCUGUGUCACCGUCCAGGCCCGGGAGGUUCUACUCGUUUCUAAUGACGAAGUAUGUCCCUCGUCGAGGCGGCGGCGGCUCUCGACCGGCUGCUGCUGGGGCAAAGCGAAGGGGGCGCCACCCCCUCCUCAAAUCUACCCCCUACGCGCCCCCUCCCGAUACGUCCGAUGAUGGCAACCUCCUACCGAUGCUCUUCCCGAAUGCCAGUUCUUCCAGGGGAAGGCAAUGUAGCACACCUACGGGAAGAUCCUUCCCCCCGAUGAUCCUCCCCUGGGAGAACCUCGAAGAGGAACCUCGCGCGCCCUUCUACAGGCCGCUUUCUCCGCUGCCAUCUCCAAUCUCGAUUCCUUCCCCGUCUCUUCCAGCUCUCCCCCCUCCUCCUCCUGCAGCUCCAACUCGCACACAGUACCCUCCCGACUGGAUGGUAGCGCAGGACACGGCGUGGCCCUUCGAGGAUGAGAACUCGCCCGAGCGCCAGGUCGAGGUCCUCGAAGUCCUCUCGCAGUCCGCGAAGACUGCAGACGACUUCCCGAAGAGGUCGUCCAAGAGUAGCAGGAGGAGGAGGAAGGGGAAUCAUCGCGCCUUCUCGGAGAGCGCUGCCAGUUGCACGCCCCUGGACGAGGACUUCGUGCCCUUGGACCCCGAAAAGUACAAGACUGAGCUGUGCCGGUCCUUCCAGGUUCAUGGCAACUGCAGGUGCAACUACGCCCAUGGUCUUCAGGAGUUAAGGGGAGCCUCCCGCCACGGUAAAUACAAGACGCGCAAUUGCCAGUCCUACCACCAGACAGGUUACUGUCGGUAUGGAGCCAGAUGCUCCUUUAUCCACGAUCCUGAAGAAGGCAUCUUGAAGUGUUCUAUUGCUAACAAAGAGGUCUUGGCAGCACUGCAUUACCACCCGUCCAGUGAAGAAUUUCCUCAUACUGCCAACAUUACUUGGAGGUUCCUUGAAACAUCUGGCAACACCAUUCCUGAGAUACAUUUGAUAAGCUCUACACCUUCCAAAGCAUGCCAGUCAGUUCAGAAUCCUCCUGACACAGUGGAAAAGCUAUUGUAUUCACCUAACUCACUCCAGGGCCAAAUAAAUUUUUUGAUAAGCUCUGAUGAUGUCUAUGAUGACAACAGGUUCUUCACUUGCACCCUUCCAGUGUGUAAUGAGGUGACUGCUUUGAAUUCUGCCAUCCUACUGGAGGAGAACCUCAGUCUUCUUCGAUCUCUUCAGUCGGGUGAACAGCUGAACAACAACUCGGAUUCUUUUACAUCUAAAACAGAAGCCAAAUCUUUUUUCUCUCCAUUGAGUGCUACUGUUGUUGUAAAUCAGAUAAAACCAAGGAAUAGUUCUGAAUGCAGUCAAAGAUUUCCACUGGAAAGUUCAGAUAUAUCUCCCGUGAGUCUUUCUCCAAUUGAAAAAGUAAUAAUAAAAGAACUAAGCUCAGAGAGUGAAGCACCUGACGAGGUCUCUGCAGCACCAUCAGAUUACCCUACUGAAGUUAAUUGCCAAGAGAUAAAAGAUCUCGAUGUUGUUCAGACCAUCUUGCGAGAAGCUCCAUUGUACUCUGCUACAGUUUGGAGUGAUGGUACAGAUAACUGGCUUGCAAACUCUGAAAAUGCGAAUGCUGGUGCUCAUUCUGAACAAUCUGGGAGUGCUACGAUAGACAUCCUUCAGACUAAAAAGAGUUUCUACAGUAAAGUAAAAGAAUAUAACACUGGAAAGCGAAGAAUGAAAAAUUUAUUCCGAAGGAAGAGGAAAACUGGACGAAGGUUUGAGUCUGAGGACAGCGAAAAUAUGGAAAUCCUUGAUACUUGUCAUGACGAAGCCCAAAAUGAUAAUGUAUUUUCUGGGGAGAGUGGAAAUGACAGUGAUGAAUUGGAGGUUUCCACAGGUGCUGCAGGAGGAGAUGGAAAUGACUGGUCUGAGAAGAGUAGCCUUCACUUAGCGGACUUGCUGCGAUCUCUGCGUCUGAGAGAAGGUAGCAACCACCUCUUGCCGUGGUCCAAACCUGGUCGAAGAUGCUCUUCAGAUGGGUCUUCUGCUGGGCCUCUGUCUGUGAAUGACGCUCGCUCUUCUCCAUCGUCCCCGGCGAGCCCUCGUCAGCACGACAUGACGAAGUAUAAGACAGAGUUGUGUCGGUCUUUUCAGUACAAUGGAUACUGCAGUUACGGGGAUGCCUGCUUGUAUGCCCACGGCCAGAAUGACCUCAGGUCUUAUCCAAAACACCCCAUGUACCGCACAAAGCAGUGCUUCAGCUUCCAUAACAAAGGCUUCUGUCUGUAUGGAAGUCGCUGCCAGUUCUUGCACGACCUCGAGUGAUCGUGGCAGAAUCUUCGUCUCCACUUGAUAUUGAAGAGAGUGGAUAAAACUUCUGGAGAUCGUUGCUAAACUUUAAUCUUAACCAGGACUUUUAUUUGGAUUAAGUAUUUAUAUCAUCCAAAUUGAGGUCAGCCAAAAAAAAAAUAUUUAUUUUUUAAUGAUGGAGGUAGACUGUGCCACCUACUGAAGUAUCUUAGCAUGCGGACUCCGGCAGAUGGCAUUGUCGAUGGGAAGAUGAGAAGAGGAGCCUAUAAUAAUAAAUAUAUAUAUAUGAUGAAAAGGAGAAUAGGAAUAUGCCUUUCCUUUAUAUCGAUAAUUGUAUAUUUUAGUUACCUGACGUCUUGAGUUAGAAAGGUUAUUUAUUUAUAAUUUUUCUGUUCUGAUGUUAUACACUCCCAGUAGGUGUUAGAUAAUUUGUAUUUAUAUGGUAUUUAAAUUUAUUUCUAUAACUUAUUUAAUAAAUGAAUUGCAUGAGA
Molecule: messenger RNA, 2881 nt
Organism: Macrobrachium nipponense
Lineage: Eukaryota; Metazoa; Arthropoda; Malacostraca; Decapoda; Palaemonidae
Exons: 5
Coding region: 141-2405 (754 amino acids)
Molecular function (GO): metal ion binding; mRNA binding
Source: RefSeq, a predicted model, not a curated record